UCGCGACCUUGCAGCCCUUGUCGUGUCUCUCCUCUAUAAAACUCGAGCUCGAGCUUAGCCUCCCCCGUGCGGCGGCUGCUAGCAAGUUGCGGUGGUUGUCUUAGCUAGCAGAGCUUGUAGCUAGGUGGACCGGAGGGGAGACGCGUACGUGCGGACCGGGUGCGAGCGAUCAGCAGGCGUUGACGGAGGCGGCGACGACGGCCAUGGCGUCCUCGGGCAGCGGCGGCGGCACGCCGGGGUCGCCGUGCGGGGCGUGCAAGUUCCUCCGGCGCAAGUGCGCGGCUGAGUGCGUGUUCGCGCCCCACUUCUGCGCCGAGGACGGGGCGGCGCAGUUCGCGGCCAUCCACAAGGUGUUCGGCGCCAGCAACGCCGCCAAGCUGCUGCAGCAGGUGGCCCCCGCCGACCGGAGCGAGGCGGCGGCCACCGUCACCUACGAGGCGCAGGCCAGGCUGCGCGACCCCAUCUACGGCUGCGUCGCCCACAUCUUCGCGCUGCAGCAGCAGGUGGCGAGCUUGCAGAUGCAGGUGUUGCAGGCGAAGGCGCAGGUGGCGCAGACGAUGACGGCGGGCGGCCCGCAGGCGGCGGGGAGCCCUCUCCUGCAGAGGUGGCCGAUGGAGCCCGAGUCCCUGUCGACGCAGAGCUCCGGGUGCUACAGCGCGCCGAGCUGCGACGGGUCGGCGUCGCUGCAGGAGAUGUACUGCGGCUUCGGCGAGCAGGAAGAAGGCAGCUACACGAGAUGAAUCCUUAGCAUCAAACUCUGUCAAGAAACCGCGCGCGAAAAAAAAAAGAACUUGUUGAUUUGCAGCUAGCGUGCGUUUGAUUUUGUUUAGUUCAGCUCCGCUUUCGGGAGCUUGAUUUGGUGCGAGGCUGUAGUACUGUACUGCUUGCCGGUUUCAGGUCAGCUGUAAUGGGUGAAGCUCAUGAGCAUGCAUGUGGUUUAAACGGAAGAACACAUCAGAAAUCACGUAUGGUUUCAUAUUGCCUAA
Messenger RNA from Setaria italica (foxtail millet), 986 nucleotides. RefSeq names its product LOB domain-containing protein 16. The transcript has 2 exons. NCBI's taxonomy places the organism in Eukaryota, Viridiplantae, Streptophyta, Magnoliopsida, Poales, Poaceae. Bases 204 to 740 code for a protein of 178 amino acids. Gene Ontology annotation, biological process: hormone-mediated signaling pathway; positive regulation of DNA-templated transcription. The record is from RefSeq and is a predicted model, not a curated record. Gene Ontology annotation, cellular component: nucleus.